AUGACAGAGUUGCAUCAGGCAGCAGCUUCUGGGGACUUUGACCUUGUAUUGGACAUUCUGAGAAAGAAUCUAUGUGAUCCCAACCAAAGAGACAUUGACUGGAAUGGUAAAACACCACUUCAUUGGGCAGCAGCCAAAGGACAGACAGAAACCGCGAGGAUCCUAAUAGAGAACGGGGCCAGACCUUGUCUGAGAGCUGACAAUGGCUGGACGCCGGCCCACUUUGCAGCCGAGUCUGGACGACUUGGAGUGCUGCGUCUGCUGCACUCUCUCCAUGUCCCCAUAGAUAAGGAGGAUUGCUCUGGUGACAAACCAAAAAGGAUAGCGGAAAUCUACGGGAACAAUGAUUGUGUUCGGUUCCUACACACUGCAGAGAAAGAAUGCGAGCAAUACCGCAAGAUGUUAGUGCUGAAAUGCACGCAUCUGGAUGAUACAGAUGAUGAGUGGGAGGAUCCAAGAAGGGAGCAAGACCAAGGAAGGGCCGCAAAGGGUUGACCCAAACCUUCUGCAUGAAUUACGAAUACAUUACUCAGACUCCAAUGUGUUACACUGUUAAAUUUGAUAAAAGGCAAAUGCGUAAACUAAUGAGAUUUUUGAAGGUGUAAACUACAGAAAUCAUCAAAUGUGUAUUCACAGUCAGUGAUAUCAGAUUUGUAAAACAAUAUCUCCAUAUCUUUAUUCACAUUUGCAAGUGGAUUGAGAUGUGUUAUUGUGUAGACAAAUCUGUAAAAGUGUACUGUAGAUCUGACCUAAGUUUCAACCAACUAAAGUCCAUAAAAUGUUACUGUGUAAAGCCAGGCAAACAAACUGGGAAGGGUAACAUAUAUUUAAUUCUAUUACCAGUCAAAAUGAGUGUACAAUGAUGUUAUUUGCACAGAAACUAGUGUACAUUGCAGGAUAUGAAAAUUACAAAAACAAUACAACACACUGUAGAAAUAAAUAAGAGUGCUUGAAGUUAGGAAAAUAUGACAUGCAACAUUUCAUAAUAACGCACACGUAUAUACUGCUAAACAUACAAAUCCCAAUAUUUUUAGAUCAAAAACACACAUGUAUAUCAUGCUAAACAAAACCCCCCCCAAACUUUUUAUCAAGA
Messenger RNA from Hypomesus transpacificus, 1093 nucleotides. Its product is annotated as ankyrin repeat domain-containing protein 66. Gene Ontology annotation, molecular function: protein binding. The coding region runs from base 1 to 495 and encodes 164 amino acids. The transcript has 3 exons. NCBI's taxonomy places the organism in Eukaryota, Metazoa, Chordata, Actinopteri, Osmeriformes, Osmeridae. The record is from RefSeq and is a predicted model, not a curated record.